Molecule: messenger RNA, 3000 nt
Organism: Penicillium oxalicum
Lineage: Eukaryota; Fungi; Ascomycota; Eurotiomycetes; Eurotiales; Aspergillaceae
Product: formin-binding protein HOF1
Exons: 7
Coding region: 1-3000 (999 amino acids)
Biological process (GO): cytoskeleton organization
Cellular component (GO): plasma membrane; mitotic actomyosin contractile ring, proximal layer; cell division site
Molecular function (GO): protein binding; phospholipid binding
Source: RefSeq, a predicted model, not a curated record
AUGCCAGGCACCGUGGCUGACGGACCAACGGUGUCCAUGUCCUUUGCCAAUAAUUUCUGGGGAAAAGAUGAUGCGGGUCUCCAACCGAUGCUCGACCGGAUGCACGCAUCCAAGGUGACGAGUGAUGAGUUGAAAGUCUUCUACAAUCUGCGGGCUGCAAUUGAAGAUGAAUAUUCAAGAAAACUUCAGGCGCUGUGUCGCAAGUCCUUGGGCUCAGUCGAAUCAGGGUCCCUUCGCUCCUCACUCGACGUAGUGCGCGGAGAGACCGAGUCUAUCGCCAAAGCCCAUGCUGCGAUCGCGGGCCAAAUGAAGACGGAGCUUGAGGAGCCUCUGACGGCUUUCUCGAAAGGUAUCAAGGAGAGACGAAAGAUCAUUCAGGACGGGAUCGAGCGCCUUCACAAAACCAAGAUCCAACAAACACAAGUGGUGAACAAGACUCGUGAUCGGUUUGAGCAAGACUGCCUUCGAAUUAAAGGCUACCUAGCGCAAGGGCAUAUGGUGAUGGGCCAAGAAGAGAGGAAGAACAAGGCUAAGCUCGAAAAGGCUCAGAUUCAAUUAGCCUCGAACAGCGCUGAAUACGAAGCUGCGGUCAAAGUGCUUGAAGAGACCACUGGGCGCUGGAAUAAGGAAUGGAAAGCCGCUUGUGAUAAAUUUCAAGAUCUCGAGGAAGAGCGGCUCGACUUUACAAAAAGCAGUCUCUGGACUUAUGCGAACAUUGCUUCCACUGUUUGUGUGAGCGAUGAUGCCUCUUGCGAGAAGAUUCGCCUGUCCCUCGAAAAUUGUGAAGUUGAGAAAGAUAUCGUCACUUUCAUCAAGGAACGCGGAACGGGCCAGGAGAUCCCAGAUGCCCCUCGUUUCAUCAACUUUUGCAAAGAGGAUGACGAUGUGUCGGAUAUCGAUGAUGGCGAAGGCUAUUCUGUCGCCCAAUUCCAACGAGCGAUGAAUCCAUCCUUCCGCACCUCGUCACCUCAGCCGUCAACGUUCGAGUCUCACCACGACCCAAACUCUGAGCUGGCUGCACAGAUGGGCCACCCAGCACCUCCGGAGAUAGAUCACACUGAACCUCCUCAGGCGCCUCGCCCAGCACCUCCUCAAGCCAGUUAUGCUAUGCCUUUGCAAACCGGUCAUCCCGCGUCUCAUCAGAUGGAUCAGCCCCCACCAUCUCAGAUGGGCUAUUCAGUUUCUCCUCAGAUGGGUCACCCGACUCCUCAGCAGCCUCCUAGCGCCCAACAUCCCGCUCCUUUGGACCUCCGCCGAGGCGGUUACCCACCACCAAACUACGAUCCUGAACAGCAUGGCGAGAUUAACGCGGUUCCGCAUAAUGCCUACCCGACCGAUGGAAUGACAAUGUUCUGUCGCACUGGACCUCCUUCGGGACGCAGCUCCACUAGUGCUUAUCGCCCAUCCAGCCGAGACUCCCAGAGUGAAAUCUCCAAUCCAACAUCAAUUUCAAGCGUCGAGGCUCCUCUCACAACACACAAGGCUCCACCAAAGCCAACGAACAGUGCGCCCUUGCCCAGCCAGUCAGACGACAAGUCGAUCCAGAAGAAAAAGAGUGCUUUCUUCAGCAACAGUCCGUUCCGUCGUAAGAGUCGGCAUGACAAAGAUCGACCGACCAUUGGGGGACAAUCUGCUACACGCAGCCCUUGGGCCUCUCCUACCAAGCAGACAAGCCCUGUGAAGCCAGCCCCGUCCGCACCCGUCGAGAGCCAAAGCCCCGAGCCUGUUGAUCCGCGUGCCAAUUUCCAGCUGAACGUUGGCAACAAUGUAUUUGACGUCGCUUCUCCCGACAAGGCAGCCAAUGCCAAAACCGAGCCCAAAGUGGCCGAAGACGACAUGGACCCUAUUGCCCGUGCCCUGGCAGAGUUGAAGACGAGCGGGAAGCAAUCGACUUUACGUGUCUCCGCGGACAGAUACCAUGGAAUUCAGACACCUACCCCGUCUGCUCCCUCGUCUGCAUACGGCGGCAGUACUUCUGGAGCUCCGCCGGCGUACAACAACAAUACUGCCACCAACCCCCCAGUGAAGAGAUUGGAUGCUCCCGAGCCUGCUUUCACGUCGAAGCAGAUGCAGAAGACCACGCAGAAAUACACUGGGCAAACACAAAGCAUGCUGCGCGGCGCAGCCAACAACUCAAAUGUGAGCCAGGCUGCGAAAGCGGAGCCUCCCCGAGCUCGUUCUCCCGCUCCUCAGCACAGCAGCGCUUCUCGGGCUCAUUCCCCUGCUCCUUCGCGUGUUACCGUGCCUCGCGGUCACUCUCCAGCUCCCUCGCGCGGUACUGCCCCUCGAAGUCAUUCUCCCGCCCCCUCGCGCGGCGCUGCUCCUCGGGCUCGUUCUCCUGCUCCCCCACGUAGUGCCAGCCCUCUUGUAUCGUCACCUCGCCCUGACGGUCGCAUGGGUUCUCAAUAUGGUGGACCUGCUAGUCCGGCGCAGAGUCCCGCGGGUUACCCAUCUGGCAGCAUGCGCAGUCGCUACAGCCAGUCUCCACAAUUACAGCGACCUCAGGAGCCGCCAUUUUCGCCUAAUGACUUUGCACGCCGGGCCUCGCCGGCUGUGUCCAGUCGUGCCGUAUCUCCUCAGCCUCAAUUCCGUCAGCAAGCACGUCCGUCUAGUUCUGGGGGUAUGGAGCUGCAGCUGUCUAGCGGUCCGGCGGAUAUGUACGGCUCCGAUGGUUAUGGAAGCGGUUCGCGACGUGGCGAUGGUCGCCCCAUGUCACAGUAUGGAGAUAGUAACACGCCUCCUCCCGUGGGUCGUUCACGGAGCCGUACCCUCGCUGUUGCUGAGCCUGGCCGAAAGUUUAGUCGCGAUGGACGUCCCAUCCUUCACUUUGCACGUGCAAUGUACAGCUACAGUGCUGCCAUUCCCGAGGAACUUGGCUUCACCAAGGGUGACGUCUUGGCCGUUAUUCGCCUGCAAGAUGAUGGAUGGUGGGAGGCCGAGAUUACCAAUGCUCGAGGCCAUCCCGGCCUGGUGCCGAGUAACUACCUCCAAAUCAUCUAA